AUGUUCAUUCUUGGCUUUAGUCUAGCCAAAACUUUUCCUGGUUGGCUUUGUCAAGUGGAGGAAGGUUUAGAGGUAAGACAUUUUGCCGGUAAAGGUCGUGGCGUUGUAACAACGCGAGAAUUUAUGAAAGGAGAAUUCGUUGUGGAAUAUAUUGGUGAAUUGAUUGACCAAGUAACAGCAAAGAAACGAGAAAAGAUAUACGCACAAGAUCAAAACACCGGAUGUUAUAUGUAUUAUUUUCAACAUCGUAAUCAUCAGUAUUGUGUCGAUGCAACAGCAGAGACUGAUAAGUUAGGUAGAUUAGUUAAUCAUUCAAGAAACGGUAACUUAGUUGCACGAGUAAUAGAAGUAGGUACGACACCUCAUCUGGUACUUACGGCGAAAGAGAACAUAUCUAUCGGGGUAGAAGUAACGUACGAUUAUGGAGAUCGAAGUCGUGAAGCUAUUCGUCAUCAUCCAUGGUUGGCAUUAUAGCAUCUUCAGAUUAAUUAAUUGCGUAGUAUGGAUUUAUAUUGUACAGCAGAAUUCAUUUAUCUGAUUUUGUUCCUCCUAUGAAGGAACAUUAUACAGAGAGGAAAAAUUAGUUGAAGUUUACAGAACAAACAUAUACAAAAUAGACUUGUAUUCAUGUAUCUGCUUUUCUUAGUAUUUACAUAUUUCUUAAACUGUUCUACAAACAGUCAGUUGCAUGUCUGUUUAAUAUUAUGCCUUUUUCAUCGUUAAAAAAAGAAAUAACAUUAAACUUCCAGAAUAUGUGUAUUAAAAAUCAAUAAUACCUUUCAAUAUAUGUAAUUGUUUUAAAACUUCAAAAUAUUUACCUCUUACAAUUCAUAAUGUUCAUGUACUACACAUCGAAUUACUAUUCGAUUAAUAACAAAUACUUCAUCUAGUCUUGGCUUUAGUCUAGUAUUUACCAAAUUUCAGAAUUUUAACUAUAUAGCUCGACAUACUAGGCCAAAACUUUUCCUGG
Molecule: messenger RNA, 970 nt
Organism: Megachile rotundata (alfalfa leafcutting bee)
Lineage: Eukaryota; Metazoa; Arthropoda; Insecta; Hymenoptera; Megachilidae
Gene: Set8
Product: SET domain containing 8
Biological process (GO): regulation of DNA damage response, signal transduction by p53 class mediator; regulation of transcription by RNA polymerase II
Cellular component (GO): polytene chromosome; nucleus
Molecular function (GO): transcription regulator activity; histone H4K20 methyltransferase activity; protein binding
Source: RefSeq, a predicted model, not a curated record